AUGCCGGUAUGCCCAAUGAACAAUGAAGUGAUUGUCGGAGCUCAAAUAAUUGAUGCGGUUGAGUGCUGUCAUGGGUCACGUGCAACGAACUCCCCGUCUCCCUCCAAGGGCAGAACUCUCCAACCUCACCCGAGUUCUGUGAAGCAACGAAAGUCAUUCCCAACGCACAUCAUGGCGGGCAACUCCUCCCACCCUAUCCACAUCCACCCGGUUCGCCCGCUCUACCGCUUCACUGCAACCGCAUUGGGCGCAAGCAUGUGGUUCUUCCUCAUGUACCGGGCCAAGAAGGACGGUCCGGCUCUGUUGGGCUGGAAGCACCCUUGGGACCAUUGA
Penicillium arizonense is the source of this 333-nucleotide messenger RNA. RefSeq lists its product as uncharacterized. The record is from RefSeq and is a predicted model, not a curated record. Gene Ontology annotation, cellular component: mitochondrial inner membrane. Lineage: Eukaryota; Fungi; Ascomycota; Eurotiomycetes; Eurotiales; Aspergillaceae. The transcript is spliced from 3 exons. Bases 1 to 333 code for a protein of 110 amino acids.